AUGGCCAGAGUCUCGACUGGAGGAGCUGUGGGAAUAGCGAUAGGAUGUCUCGUUGCAGGUGUCCUGCUGUGUGGACUGGCAUUUUACCUCUACGGCCGUCGAAGGCAUCUACUUCGAAAGAAGAAAUCGAAAGGCGCCAGUGACGGCGACGGAGGCAUCCUAGAGGAGACGAUAGUUGAGAAGCAUCGAGGCGGCAACUUCGAUGCUGACCGGCUCAACGACUCUCCUACGCCUAGGACGCGAGAGCGCUCACACUCGCACUCCACCUCUUCCACUUCUACCGCCACGAUUGGCACGAUCGAAUCCAUCGAUCAUGAGGUUCGAGAAGAGUUUCACUGCCUCAACGUCGCGAUCAAAGGCCAUGCUGAGUUGUACUACAAUCUCCGGCCGAUCGAGAGUCCCGAGGACUUCAAGAACAUUGCCUGCGACACAAACGUGGUAACACUCAACAACCUCCUAGGACCCAACGCGCCGAUCAAUGCCAUAGCAACAGACAUCCUCCUCCAAUCCCCAGAGACUCGACAUGACACGAUACGCUUUCUGCUUGCAUGGGUGCUCUUUCGCUUCAUACAGCCAGAUGCUCCCUUAGAACAUACUCUGUUGCCUCCAGAGCUGGUCAAAUGCGCGCAAGCCAUGGCUCGUAGAGCGUCGCAAAGUGCAACAGAAGAAGCUGGCCGUCGAAGAUCCGAGUCCAGGGCUGGAGGACGGAGCGUAGGCGCGCGAUCGCCCUCACCUUUGAAGUCCAAUCCAGGCAUUGGGGCUAGUAAUCGCCAGCCUGCACCUUCCGUGACCUCAGACCCGGCGACAGCUUCGUCAGCGAUGGCAAUAGCAGACGAACGGCUCGGCUUCGCCAAAUGGCGCAGCAUGUCGGGCAAGCUCUUCUAUCCCAUCUACGGCACUGGCAAGAUCGCCAAUUCGACUAGCCCCACAAUACCCACGUCUCCAGAUCCUCGCGUGAAGAACAUCGACCAGCUUGUCACGGCCCUCGUCUGUCUUUUGCAACCCUACGUGGCCAAAGGAUAUGGUGGAGCUCGCGUCCGGGAUCUCGAGAACGUGGUCAAAAGCGCUGCUGGAUUCGGGUAUAAGCUGUUCACACAAAAGACGGAAUGGGAAUUCGCAUGGUCGACGCUGAUGUCGGAUGAGGUAGUGGUAUUUCCCGCUCUCGUCAAAAUCGGGGAUGAUCGCGGACACAAGUUGCGACAGUCGAUUGUACUGACCUGGGAGGAGACCGUGAAGCUAGAUGAUAAUGUUCUGGAUGUUGUGAGGAAACGGGAGAGCGAUCUGAGGACGAUCGAGGAAGCUUUUGAAGAGAUGUGA
This is a messenger RNA of Cercospora beticola, 1317 nucleotides long. RefSeq lists its product as uncharacterized. Lineage: Eukaryota; Fungi; Ascomycota; Dothideomycetes; Mycosphaerellales; Mycosphaerellaceae. The record is from RefSeq and is a predicted model, not a curated record.